This is a messenger RNA of Phytophthora sojae, 906 nucleotides long. RefSeq lists its product as hypothetical. The annotation marks the transcript as partial. Lineage: Eukaryota; Oomycota; Peronosporomycetes; Peronosporales; Peronosporaceae. The record is from RefSeq and is a predicted model, not a curated record. The transcript has a single exon.
GAUAUCAAUCAUGCUGCAGCCAAUGAUGACCCAAGCAAGUUUGCAGUGUUGGAAUCGGACGCUGAGAACGACGAUGGGGAUGAUGAGGACCUGCCUGGCGAUACCGCUGGAGAUGAUGCUGUGCAACUGCCAGUCCCUCCGGAAAUGCGAUUCGAUGGUCCGUUGCUGUCGUCACUCGGUGGGAUGGAGAACAUUGCGUCAGGCGCAGUGCCAGACACAUUUUUGAAAGAGAUGGGUGUGAAUGGCUGGUCUGAGUUGGCAACCCACACGCCGUACGACUACCUGCAAGAGCCUUAUGAGCUCCGGUCUCCUGCUUCAAUGUGUGAAGACUAUCCACACCUGUACGGUGGUGACUCUGGACCAACCCCAAGAGCCUUAGCAGCUGCCUCGACUCCUUCGGGAGCUUUCUUCUACUUUCUACAGCCUCAGCUUUGGGAGGACAUUGCUGCUGAGUCGACCGACUACUUUUCGGCGAAUAUCGACGAGCGUGUCGAAGGCCAACACGCAAAACAAGUCGCGCGAGAACGCAAGCACCCUGAAUACAAGGCCAAGUCGCAAGAAGCUAUUCACGAGGACGUGCUGAAAGCGCCACCCAUCGAGUCGAGAGAGCUGUGUGUCUUCAUCGGUCUUUUGAUAGCACGCUCCGUUGCACCAAACAAGGAAAAACUGGCGAAUCAUUGGAAAACGAGGAAAGAAGGCGCGAUACCUCGCGGUUGUUUCGGGUGUUUCAUGACGCGUGAUCGGUUCAUGCAUAUCUCCAGAAAUCUACAUUUCAGCCCGAAUGAUGAUCCAAAGGCCACGACAGACCGCGCUUGGAAGCUGCGUCCAGUUACCGACGCACUACAGGUGCGGUUUGCUGCUGGCUACACGCCACCUGCCAUUAUGGCGUUUGACGAGGCGCUGUUG